Messenger RNA from Striga asiatica, 863 nucleotides. NCBI's taxonomy places the organism in Eukaryota, Viridiplantae, Streptophyta, Magnoliopsida, Lamiales, Orobanchaceae. The record is from the annotation of a GenBank genome assembly.
AUGGUUUCCUAGAAUCUAUGGGAAGAAUUAUUCAUUCUUUUAAUAUUUUACCUGAUAAUAUUCAUUUACAUGGUGAAGAAAACAACAGAGAAAUAACAGCCGAAACCAAUAUAACUGUUUCUGAAGAAGACUUAAAUACCAUAAAAUCGCUAAAUCAAGAACAAAAAAAAAAAACUUUCGACAUUAUACUAGAACGAGUGUACAGGAGCUUUUUUUUUUAUAGAUGGCCCAGGUGGAACUGGCAAAAUUUUUUAUAUAAAGCUAUUUUAGCUGACAUUAGAUCCAAGGGUUAUAUAGCACUAGCAACUGCUAUCUCUGGUAUUGCUUCAGUUGAUCAUGAUAUUUUGAUUUCUUCAGUUGUUUACUCGAACUUUAUAACCUGUUAUAAAUACCAAUUAUUUAAUAUAUUUUGUAGCUUUUCCAAAAUGACAAUUCUCGAUGCAUGGAAGAAGCUCACGACAGCUAGCUCUCUCUUCUCUCGCUUUUUUCAUCCUCCUCCUUCAAGGGGUAUAGCUAUGGUGUCACCCACAGCUUUGAAAACAGAGACUUUAGUCCGUCCUUACCCUCCUGUUCCCCUAUAUUUUGUUGUGCAAUCUGUUUACUCGGCAGCUAGGAGAGCUGUUACGGAUGAGAAAGGGUAUGUCUGCUGGAAUAGAACAGAUUUCUCCAAGAUGGGGAUUCAUGGAAUUUGGGUAAAAGAAGUGGAUUCCAGUAAGCUUUUGAGACUAAUCAUAACAAAUAGAGAAGUUCGAAAAGCAUUUAAAAGCACUAGGUUUCACCGAUGAAAGGUUGAGGGAGUUGGCCGAACGUGAUCGUGAUCAUCAACUGAUAAGAGCAUUGAUAUCUCACUGUGAGCGUACACA